Messenger RNA from Thlaspi arvense, 1869 nucleotides. The record is from the annotation of a GenBank genome assembly. NCBI's taxonomy places the organism in Eukaryota, Viridiplantae, Streptophyta, Magnoliopsida, Brassicales, Brassicaceae.
AUGUACGGACGUGAUCCAUGGGGCGGUCCUUUGGAGAUAAAUGCGGCAGACUCCAUCACCGACGACGAUCGCAGUCGAAAUCUGCAAGAACUCGACCGUGCGGCUCAUUCGCGACAACUAGACGCCACGCAGCAGAGCUGGCUACUCGGACCUAAGGAGAGGAAGAAGAAGAAGUACGUAGAUCUCGGAUUCAUACUAGUCAGCCGCAAAAUAUUUCUCUGGACUCUUGGAACAUUUGCAGUAACAGCUUUCCUCGCUGGAUCCAUAACCAUGAUCGUCAAAUUCGGGCCACACCACAAACACAAGCGGACACAGCCGGAUAAUUACACACUCGCUCUCAACAAAGCUCUCUUGUUCUUCGACGCUCAGAAAUCUGGGAAUUUACCAAAGCACAAUGUCAAUAACGUGUCGUGGAGGGGUGAUUCUUGUAUGCAAGAUGGGAAAGACAAUCCAGGACAAUUCUACAAAGAGUUGGUAGGAGGCUACUACGAUGCUGGAGAUGCUAUUAAAUUCAGCUUCCCAAUGUCUUAUGCUAUGACCCUCUUGAGUUGGAGUGUGAUUGAAUACAGUGCCAAGUAUGAAGCUGCACGAGAGCUCGACCAUGUUAAAGAACUCAUCAAAUGGGGAACUGACUAUCUCCUCAAGACCUUUAACAGUAGUGCUGAUAUAAUCUAUGCUAUGGUGGAACAGGUCGGAUCUGGAGAUACUAGUAAAAAAAGUGUAGUGCAUAAUGACCAUUACUGCUGGAUGCGUCCUGAGGACAUUGAUUACAAAAGGACUGUAACAUCAUGUUACGGUUCCUGCUCGUAUCUUGCUGCAGAGAUGUCUGCUGCUCUGGCUUCUGCGUCCAUUGUAUUCAAGGAUGACAAAGCCUAUUCGAAAAAGCUCGUUCACGGUGCUAAGACUCUGUAUAAGUUUGCAGACUCAACUAAAUUCAGUCACGGUAAACAACAUAAAGAGUCCAGUGAGUUUUACAAAUCAAGUCUCUCUUGGGAUGAGCUUCUAUGGGGUGGGGCUUGGUUGUAUUACGCUACAGGGAAUGUAACAUAUCUUCAACAUGUUACCACUCACGUUUUGGCCAGUCAUGCUGGUGCCUUUGGGAAUAGCUCUUACUAUGGUGUAUUUAGCUGGGACAACAAGCUUCCAGGGGCUCAGUUGCUCUUGACUCGGUUGAGACUUUUUCUGAGCCCUGUAUAUCCAUAUGAAGACAUGUUGAGCACCUUCCAUAACCAAACAGGCAUAGUGAUGUGCUCCUACUUACCUUAUUUCCACAAAUUUAACAGAAGCAAGGGAGGUUUGGUUGAGUUGAACCAUGGAGAUCCACAGCCUCUUCAAUACGUUGCAAAUGCAGCUUUCUUAGCGGCGCUAUUCAGUGAUUAUCUAGAUGCUGCAGAUACUCCUGGAUGGUACUGUGGCCCUAAUUUCUACUCUACUGAUGUCCUACGCAAGUUUUCAAGAUCGCAGAUUGAUUACAUACUUGGUAAAAACCCACGGAAUAUGAGUUAUGUUGUUGGUUUUGGGCAACGUUACCCGAAACGUGUACAUCACAGAGGAGCAUCAAUACCAAAGAGUGUUAAGAAAGAAAGCUGCAAAGGAGGAUGGAAAUGGAGAGACAGCAAAAAGGAAAACCCAAACAAGAUUAUUGGAGCAAUGGUUGCUGGACCUGACAAGCAUGACGGUUUCCACGACGUUCGUUCAAACUACAACUACACAGAGCCGACUCUAUCGGGCAAUGCCGGUCUGGUCGCUGCUCUGGUGGCAUUAUCAGGAGGUAAGACGGCUGUUUCUAUUGACAGAAACACCAUGUUUUCUGCCGUACCUCCGCUUACACCUGACACGCGGCCGCCUCCAGCACCUUGGGAACCUUAA